This is a messenger RNA of Rotaria socialis, 726 nucleotides long. The record is from the annotation of a GenBank genome assembly. NCBI's taxonomy places the organism in Eukaryota, Metazoa, Rotifera, Eurotatoria, Philodinida, Philodinidae.
AUGCCGAAUAACGCAAAUCCAUUCCUCGAUGGCACACAUCUUCAUAAUGAGAUUCUUAUUUAUAUGCCUCAACUUCGUACAUUCACCUUUUAUAUAAGCACAGAAAAUAAUAUUUAUCAUUUACCUCAUCCUAUAUCAACUGAUAAUAUUCAACAAACAUUUGCAAACUUUAAAUAUGGACAAAAGGCUUGUGCCAUAGACUACUUUCACACGUUUAGAACUAUAUGUCAUGUUUAUUCACUUCCAUUCACAUUUACUCGUCUAGAACGGAUAUCAAGCAAAUUUCCAAAUAUUGUAUUUAUCACUGUAACUCACUUGCAUGUCAACGACUUUAUUUCAUUGGAACAUGAAUUUUUCAUGCAAAUUAGUCUAGCUUUUCCAAUCCUCAAGCGUUUCUGUCUGAAGAAUGAAACUGAACAGUUAUGGAACGAUCAUAUAACGGAACCUGAUGAGAAUUUAUCUGAUUCAAUUAUUGAAUAUUCUCAUUUUACAUCGUUUGGCCUUAUGUGUGCAUAUGGCCAUUAUAUUUCACAAUUUCUACUCGAAACAAAGGCACGCCUACCUUGCCUAACUGAGUUAAAACUCAAAUAUGGCCCAUUGAUAGCUGCAACACGAUACUUUACAAUCGAUGCGCUGCGACGUAAUUGUUCUAAAGUGAAUCGAUUAAUUGUCGAAAACUGCACACGUGUUCCCGAAGAUGUUUAUCAAUAUUUUCCUUCAUUGUAA